AUGGACGAUUUCCUCAGCGGCCAAGUGAUCUUUUUUGUCAAACUAUUCUAUGGUGUUAUUUGUACAUUGGAACAUAAUCCAAUGGCUGGUUCUGUUUCACCUGCAUUAGUUGGUACGUCCGGUAUUAUUCCUCUAACAAUUAUCACCACGAUCGCAGACAUCAUGCUCCAUUACUACCAUGCAAUUACUCAUGCAGAAAAAGAAGUUCUUUUCGCGACAUGUUGGUGGGAAAAGGGUGAAAUUGCAGAUAUGAUGUGUAAAUCUCUACGAGAUUUAAGUAAACGUGCUGCUGAGAAAAAAACUUGUAGAUCGGAAGAUUGCACUUCUAAGUUCGAACCUGAUCUUGUUUGUUUACACGAUGAAACACGAGCUAAUCAAGAAUUUCGCUUCGGAAUUGAUAGUUCAUCGAUUGUUUCUACCAAAGAUCCUUUGCAGAAAGCAGUUGCUCGUACACGACUUCGCUUCCGUCAUGAUCGCAACAAAUUCUCAACACCAACUAGAAAUCGAAAAAGUCUCUCCAAAUCGCCUCUAACAACUCAUCUGAAUGAAUGUGGAAAGUGCGCACAAUCAGUACAUUCAGCUGCGAAUUUAUCUUCAUUACAACUUGAAAGACAGAACAUGAAUUUCACAUCUUUUAUUUUCCAUUCUCUGCACCAACCCGUUCCGAUCGCAUUUGUCAAUUGUUCACCAAACGGUAUUCCAGGUCAUGUCAAUAAAGUCAAUCCACAAAAUCUCGCCUGGAUUUAUACAUUUCGCUGUGCACAAAAAUCGAUAUUUAUUCAAUCACCAAAUUUCAAUGCUUCUUUGGUGAUCAAUGGUGUCAUGUCUGCUUGUCGGCGAGGUGUUCAAGUGACACUUGAAAGAUCAAACACAUCCUUUGCAUUUUGCACAAAAGAAACGAAAUUGUCACGUUAA
This is a messenger RNA of Adineta ricciae, 915 nucleotides long. The record is from the annotation of a GenBank genome assembly. NCBI's taxonomy places the organism in Eukaryota, Metazoa, Rotifera, Eurotatoria, Adinetida, Adinetidae.